Molecule: messenger RNA, 1218 nt
Organism: Brassica oleracea var. oleracea
Lineage: Eukaryota; Viridiplantae; Streptophyta; Magnoliopsida; Brassicales; Brassicaceae
Product: F-box protein At1g30790-like
Exons: 1
Coding region: 10-1197 (395 amino acids)
Molecular function (GO): protein binding
Source: RefSeq, a predicted model, not a curated record
GCCGUCGUCAUGGAAUAUUUGAAACAGUCUCUUUUGCAUGACGGAAACUGCACAAGAACCAUUCCUCUCGAUCUCCUCGUCGAGAUAUUCCUUCUACUUCCUACCAAAUCACUUAUUCGAUUCCAAUCGGUGUCAAAGCUGUGGUUCUAUGCCAUCCGCAGCAAAAUUUUCGUAGACUUGAUCUUGACUAGGUCAAAGGCUCGUCCCCGUCUCCUUUUAUCCUUGGGAGGCCAUGGAUCCAAAGAGGGUUUCAUCUUCUCGGCUCCUGAACAUGACAACAACGACGAUGAAAAAUCCUCUACAGUCAUGGCCAGAUACCACAUGAACAACUUGGAACCUGGCUACUUCUUGGACUCUGGUUCUGUCAACGGUUUCUUCUUAGGUGUUGUUCCUGGGAUCUGCGUUUGUAAUCCGAUCAACGUUUAUAAUCCCACCACUGGACAAAUUGUGAAAUUGCCUGAAGUUAGAACCAACGGAAGAAAAAUGUACGCACGUCUUGGGUACGAUCCAGUGGACGAUCAAUACAAGGUGUUGUGUGUGGUGAUGGCCCGCUCUAAAGCGAAAUGUUGGCAACCGGAGCAUUUGGUUUGCACUGUGAGUAGUUCAUCUCAGAAACAAGAGUGGAGAAAGAUCGAGAACACAACCGGAGGCAACUAUCACUCUGUAUACGGAGAGACAUGCAUUGAUGGUGCGCUAUACUACGGAGCUGGAAAGUCAAGAAUAGUCAAGUUCAACGUUAGAUCAGAGAAGAUUGAGUUUAUUAAAACACCCCAAGAGUCCCAGAUCUCGACAACAUACCACCAUUCCACUCUUAUAAAUUACAAGGGAAAAUUGGGCGGUGUAGAUUAUCAUUGCACAGAAAAUUCGAUGACAUUGUGGGUUCUUGAGGAUGCGGAGAAACAGGAAUGGUCGAGUAUGACGUGUGACUUACCUUCUACGUGGAAAGAUUUACUUGGGUUUUACGUAAGGUCCAAAGGAGUGAGUCAUACAGGCGAGCUUAUGGUGUUCUAUCCAGGGGUAAAGCCACCUAAACCAUUUUCUGUUUGCUAUUAUGAUUUUAACAAAAUGAGUAUAAGAAAAGUAGAGAUCCAAGGAAUGGUGGAUGGUGAUUUCAGACGUAUCCAUGGGAUCGGUGAGCAAACUGAUAUGAGUAUAUUAUAUUUUACAAGUCACAUUGAGAAUAUUAGGUUCUUGUAAUGUUUUUUUUUUGUAAUAACU